AUGCUUUUUUCAAAAUUUCUCUUUCUUUCUUUUUUACGGUUUUUCUUCUUUCUUACCUUAUCACUUUUUUCUUUAUUAUCAUUAAAUUUGUCUUCUUUCUUUCCCUCUUUCCUUCUUUCCUUCUUUCUUUCUUUCUUUCCCUCUUUCCUUCUUUCUUUCUUUCUUUCUUUCUUUCCCUCUUUCCUUCUUUCUUUCUUUCAUUCUUUCUUUCUUUCUUUCUUCAGACCAUCAAUCUAUCUAUCUAUCUAUCUAUCUAUCUAUCUAUCUAUAAUAAGGGAAGGAGAUAUUCAAAGAAGUGUUAAUCUGAAAGGCGAAAUUGAUUUUAAUCCUUUUUUCUUCUUUUUCAAAAUCUUUCCUUGUUUUGCUUUGCUAUUUGCCAAUUUGUCUAUUUGCCCAUUUGCUCAUUUGUCCAUUUGUCUAUUUGCCUAUUUGUAUAUUUUUCCAUUUGCCCAUUUGUCUAUUUGGCGAUUUGUUCAUUUGUCUAUUUGCCCAUUUGUUCAUUUGGCUAUUUGCCCAUUUGUCUAUUUGUCCAUUUGUCCAUUUGCCCAUUUGUCUAUUUGCCCAUUUGUUCAUUUGUCUAUUUUCCCAUUUGUUCAUUUGUCUAUUUGCCCAUUUGUCUAUUUGCCUAUUUGGUCAUUUAUCUAUUUGCCCAUUUGUCUAUUUGCCCAUUUGUCUCAUCGCUACUUUCCUGUUUUAUUAUAA
Molecule: messenger RNA, 702 nt
Organism: Acanthosepion pharaonis
Lineage: Eukaryota; Metazoa; Mollusca; Cephalopoda; Sepiida; Sepiidae
Source: the annotation of a GenBank genome assembly